CUAGGCUGGCCUGAUGUAAAGUUUUGAGAGACUUCAAAACCUCCUGGGUCGAGAUUCCUGGGAAACUCUGUCUUGGUACUCCUGGUUUGCGUGAUUUACGCCUAGGAUCCGAAGCAAACCGAAGCUUGAAGAAAAUACGUGGCUCGUUUUGUGUUAUUCAUGCUUGCGUGCGUGCCGUCAUUCUGUUGUGUUUCCGGCGAUCUGGCUAGCAGAUCCAUUGCUUUACGGCGUUCUAUCGCUGGUUCCUCCUCAGUGAGUCUCGCGGUCGCUGAAUGUGCCUUCGCCGACAGCUGUUCUUCAAAAGCUCUUCUCUUCCAACGACGACUAGGAAAUAGCUGUAGCUCCGCCUCAUUGUCGAAAAGGUCCUGUAUCGGGAGGACGAACGUUGUACGGAUCCAUUCAACCAGUAUCAAUUCCGUUCAGUCCGUACGGUUCAAAAUGGCCGCGUGUCAGGACCCCGUACGCAUGCAAGUUGACGUGGACUUCCGUCCUGCUGACGUUAUUGAGAUCGCAGAGGCGGCGGGACGCGCGAUCCUGGAAGUUUACAAGAGCCACGAAGAUGACUGGGGCGUGGUUGUUAAGUCUGACCACUCUCCGCUCACAGACGCCGACUCUAAGGCCAACGCGUUAAUCUGCAGCGAGCUGGCGCGAAUCGCGCCGCACGUGCCGAUUGUCAGCGAGGAGACGAAGCUGGUGCCUUAUUCCGUCCGGAAGGGGUACCAGCUGUGGUGGUGUGUGGAUCCGCUAGACGGCACCAAGGAGUUUAUAAAGCGAAAUGGGCAGUUCACAGUGAACAUCGCUCUGGUGAAAGGAGACCGCCCCAUUCUAGGGGUCGUGCACACGCCUUGCCUCAAGAAGACGCACUGGGCCGUUGCCGGUAAAGGAGCCUUCCUGCGGGACCAUUCCAGCCAAUCAGAUUCGUCCGCUCCGCCUGAGGAUAAGCCGAUCCGGGCAGCUGAAUAUUCGGACGCUGACCCUGGGCUGGUGAUCAUGGGGUCCUUGUCGCACAGCACGCCUGAGACGGAGAAGUUUAUUGGGCAGUUUAAGGAGCCCAAAGUGGAGGCGAUGGGCAGCUCGUUGAAAUUUAUGCGGGUUGCGGAGGGGUCGGCGCAUGUGUACCCGAGGCUGGCUCCAACAUCAGAAUGGGAUACCUGUGCUUCUCAGAUCAUAGUGGAAGAGGCUGGAGGGAAGGUGCUGCAAUGGCCUUCUCAGGAGCCUGUAGUGUACCGCAAGGAAAACAUUCUCAACCCUCACUUCGUAGUUUUCGGUGCUCGAAAAGAGGCUCAGUGAGGCGGCUUGUCUGGUCUUCGCCGAUCCAAAUCCUUAAGUGGAAGAGGCUGGGGGAGGAAGGUUUUGCUGUGCAAUGGCCUUUUAAGGAGCUUGGGGUUACUGAAAGGAGAAUAUUCUCAACCCUCACUUUGUAGUUUUCGGUGCUCGAAAAGAGGCUCAGUGAGGGGGCUGCUUGUUGUCCGGAGAUCAGUGCUUGCAGGCAUUGUUGUGCAAGAAUGCUCAUUGUAAACUGUUGGAAGUAUCUCAAAGGACUUA
Messenger RNA from Closterium sp. NIES-67, 1545 nucleotides. NCBI's taxonomy places the organism in Eukaryota, Viridiplantae, Streptophyta, Zygnematophyceae, Desmidiales, Closteriaceae. The record is from the annotation of a GenBank genome assembly.